AAUAUAUCCAAUUUAAUUUACUUUUACAAUAUCUUUUACAAGUAACAAAAAUGUCAUCACCUUUCGACUCCGAUCUGGAGUUGGAGAAUAUAAUAUUCAAAAACGAGUCUAUUAUUAGACAUCCUGGUGAAGUCAUAGACUUGAUAUCAUCAUCGGAAUCGGAAGAAGAUAAUGAUGACUGUAAUGAAUAUUCAACUGAAGGUAAUAAUAUCCAACACCAUGAAGAAAUCACUUCCGUAGUUGAUACAACUUUAGAAGGUGAAUCAGCUUUAGCAGAUGAUCCCACUGUUAAGCUACACCAUGUUGGCAUGUACAAACAAAAUUCUAAUACUGAUACCCACUUAAUUCUCGGGCAAGAAAAUCAUAUCGAGGAAGAACAUAUUCAUUUAAAUGAUGAUGAGGUAAACAGAAAUAGAGAAAACGUCGAAGUUCUACAAAAUACUAAAGAAUAUAGUCAAACUAAUGCUGUACAUCCUAAUGAAACUCAAACUACUGAUGUUGAUAGAAAUACUAAUGAACCUGAACAAACUCAAACUACUGAUGUUGAUAGAAAUACUAAUGAUCCAGAAGCAACUCAAGAUACUCAACCUGAUCAAUUAACUGUCAAUGAAACCAACCCUUAUGAUCCAGAACAGACACAAACUCAAUACUCAAGUUUCAAUGAUAGCAUUGAGUUAAAUGCCAUAAAUGACGAAGUCAAUGAGAUGUAUAAUGAGUUGAACCAAGAUCCUGAAUUCACAGAGUAUGAACUGACUGAUACCAAUGGCAUAGACAAAGAAUUGAAUGAUUUGUAUAUUAACAGUACUCCAGAAGAAACCCUUGUUGAUCUAAAUCGAACAGAACCUAUAUACCAGAAAUUAUAUAAUUAUACUUCUGAAGAAGAACUGUUUAUGGAUGUUCUUGAAUUGAAUGGAGUAUUUAUUGUGGAAAAUAUACCAUUCAUUUACGAUGCCAAAGAUCUUAUUUUCUAUAGGCCGACUCUAGGAAUAAUCAGUCGAAAAAUUAGAACAUUGGAAGCUUAUACCUUUGUGAAAAUGAUGUCCCUAUUUAAUAGUAUUUUAAAUAAAUACCCACCAUUACAAAGAGAUUCAACAGGAAGAUUGAUGGCCAAAAUUAAAGACCCAAGAAUAAUUCCUGAAGAUUUGAUAAAUUGCGAAAUUUGUCCUGCAACAUUUUCAAAAUACAAAUAUGUUAGAUCACAUAUGCACAGUGAACAUAGAAUCAAUACUGUUGAAGUUACAGAAGAGAAAACGUUCAAAGUCAAGGAUAAUUUUCGCAUAACGGGAAUAAUACAGUCAGAUGAAGUAAUAGACUUAAAUAAAACAAGCACUACUGAUAAUCUUGUAAACGAGCCAAAUAAGGAUGCAUUCUUAAGCAUUCCAGAAGUACAGCUAGCAUUAAGCAAAUUUAAGGGUAAUACUGAUUUCGAAUAUUGGUCACCAAUACUAUUUCCACUUGUUUUAAAUGUUAUCACUGCUGACAGAUAUGCAUUAAGUGCUGUAGUUAAUGAGCAAAUGACAUCUUUUUUUAAUUGUGGAAUACAAAUUGAAACACAAAAAAAGUAUAGUAAAUACGCUUGUAUGGUUCUAGCGGUGUAUGCAGAAUACAAUAAUUUACAAAUUACAGCUGAUUCAUUUCCUUCAAUUAUUGAAACUUUCUUUAUCAAAUAUGUGGUUCACAAGCACAAUCCCUUAGAAGAAUAUAAUCUUAUAGAUUAUGUUCUUCUAAGCAUGUGUGUUGAAGGAACGCAUUUAACUACAAGUUCCAUAAGAGAAAGUAUUUUAAAGGGAUUUAAAUAUUUUCUCUCGUGUCUAGUAGUCGAUAGAAUUGGUCCUCACAGCCUGAAAUUAAAUGUUUGGAAGUGGCAGUAUAGAUCUACUUAUGAAUCAAACUUUAUGUCUUUCUUUAAAUUUUUAAUGUUGCACAAAAUACAUAUAAAGAAGUCUCCUAGAUGGUCUACACCGGUGUUAAUGCUAAAUAAUCUGAAGGAUCAUAUAAGCGUAGGUGGUUCAAAUAUUCUGAUUCAGCAGCUAAACCAAGUUAAAGAUAUUUGUGAAGAGGAAAUAUAUGGAGUAUUAAACAACUAUUUUGAUGCUUCAUACUUGGAUAUUGCGAAUACAUUCACUGAGACAAUUACAAAGUUUCGACCAAAUACUGAGAGAAGUGAGUAUGGUAUCGCUACUUACAAUAGAGUGUAUAAUAUUCGUAAUAUUCGUAAUAUAUUUAAAAGAAGACAACAGCCCUAUGAUAAAAAAGGGAUGCUUAAGGUAUUUAAUGAGUUAUAUAAUGUUCAAUUUUAUAUAUUUGUGUUGAUCCUCAUAGGAGUCGGCGUACCAUACAGAGGCUCCGAAGUAUUGACAAUGCGUAUACGAAACUACACAAAUCUGCCAUCAAAUGUGAUGCUCCAUGACGGCUCAUUGAUGUUUAUAACAUCAUAUUCCAAAACAAUGCAUUAUAAAGGAAGAGUGAAAAGAAUCACCAAGUUAAUGCCUCAGAAAUCAAGUCAGCUAAUUUAUGCAUAUUUACAUUACACCAGAGGCUUAAUGUAUCACUUGGCAGUUCAAUUGCAAAGCACUCCGCCAACAGAAGAUGAUAUUGACGAUCAGAUGAAUGAUGAAAUUGAAGAAGAGAUAGAUGACGAAAUUAUCGACAUCCCAAAUAGUGUGCUUGCAGGCCAACAACCAGAAGGAUACUCGGACUUAACUAUAGCAUAUAGAUAUAGACUAUUUGUGAGUCUCACUGGCAAUAUAAAAAUGUCACUGGUGUUAUCCAAUAUAAAAUCAAUAUUUGAAAAGAUAGAAGUAGAGCAGUUUGGACAGAGGAAGCUUCGACAAUCCUUGCAUUUUUUUGUACACACUCUACCCUUAAGAUCAAAUAAUUUGGAACAUUAUAGUAGCUUAUUAAACAGGAUGGCUGAUCACAGCGAUCAAACAUCAACAAAUUGGUAUGGUAGAGAUCCUAUCACUGGAAUCAAUGCCAAUGACCAGUUGUUGAUGUUAGAGAUCUGCUCUCAUUGGCACAACCUUUUGACUGUAGGAGGACCAAAUAUAAUAGAAAAGGAUCCAACUAUUCCACCAAAUUCAAGUGUCACAUUUAACGAUAUUGAAAAUAUUUAUAAGAAAUAUGCAAAUGGACCAAUUAAUCAAAUUGACGAGAGGUGUAUACGAGAAUUAACAAGUGGGAUGGAUAUAUUUUUAGAUAUACCAUACGAGCAAAGAAUACAAUCAAUAGCUCUUAGCAUUAAAUUGCAAAAAACUAUUGACGUAAAUAUUAUAAUCAUUGGAUAUCAAGCGUCUGAAUUACUAAAGAAAUUGGAAAAAUAUGAGAUAUCAUGGAAAAUGUAUGAUGCAUUGAAUAGUCUUUUAGAUCUGGAUGUAAUAAUAUUUCCUAUAUCCAAAAUUCAUAAAUUGAAAGGCUUAAUUAGCAUAAUAAAUGCUUCUAAUUAUAAAGUUAACCGACUUAUUAUUCAAGAUGUUCAUGAACCAAAAAUUUAUGAAAUGUUUAGAGACAUAAAGUCAACACCAUUAGUUAUAUCUUCAUCAGUGAUACCAAGGAGCUGGGAGAUUGAGCAGAUGAUUGGACGAGAAAAGAUACUGACAUUGAAAAUUGAAACCUGGCCAACUCCUACAGUUACUGUUAACUAUUUAUCUGGAUCAGUAGGAUCAGUUGAACAGACUAUUACAGAUACUUUGAGACACAACACAGAAGAAACGAUAGUUAUUGUUGUACCAAAUUCACGUCUAGGACAUCAAUUAUGUAACCAUCUUACAAGAGAAUUCAAAGUGGGCCAACUAUAUACCUUUAUGCCUGACGAUGCAAAAGAGAUUAUUAUUUCGAAGAUCAUCAACAAUGAAUUAAAUGUUGUAGUCACUGAUGCUGCAGACAUUGAUUUGGCCCAUUUAAAACAUUACAUUAUAGCAUACUAUGUAAGGUCUGAAUUGGAUUAUUGUUUGGUGUUAAAUAAAUGCAGUAAUAGUGGAUACCUUGAUAUUAUAUUGGAUCUAGAUAGAGAACAUACUAUAGAUUUGGGUGAUACCACAGAUCCGUUAAUGCUAAUGAGAAAGCUAUUAGGCCGAUCAUACGAAAGUCCCACUAAUUCAACAACAGAUGAACACCAAGAAAAGAGACAGCGAUUGAGUUAACUAAUCUAGGAUCUUAUAUGACAUUUAAUUUAUAUAUGCUUUAAUAUAUUACAA
Molecule: messenger RNA, 4196 nt
Organism: Scheffersomyces amazonensis
Lineage: Eukaryota; Fungi; Ascomycota; Pichiomycetes; Serinales; Debaryomycetaceae
Exons: 1
Coding region: 51-4142 (1363 amino acids)
Source: RefSeq, a predicted model, not a curated record